Messenger RNA from Condylostylus longicornis, 825 nucleotides. It is a transcript of the gene Rpb5, whose product is annotated as DNA-directed RNA polymerases I, II, and III subunit RPABC1. Lineage: Eukaryota; Metazoa; Arthropoda; Insecta; Diptera; Dolichopodidae. Gene Ontology annotation, molecular function: DNA binding; DNA-directed RNA polymerase activity. Gene Ontology annotation, biological process: DNA-templated transcription. The record is from RefSeq and is a predicted model, not a curated record. Bases 65 to 697 code for a protein of 210 amino acids. Gene Ontology annotation, cellular component: RNA polymerase III complex; RNA polymerase II, core complex; RNA polymerase I complex. The transcript has 2 exons.
UAAAAUUGCUUGAAAUUUAACUAUUUGACUUUAGCAAAAACAUUGGGCAAAUUGUUUCUUCACUAUGGACGAUGAAGCCGAAACUUAUAAGUUGUGGAGAAUUCGGAAAACUAUAAUGCAACUUAGUCAUGAUCGAGGGUAUUUGGUUACACAAUACGAACUGGAUCAAACGUUAGAGCAAUUUAAGGAGCAAUUUGGUGACAAACCUAGUGAAAAAAGGCCUGCGCGGUCGGACUUAAUUGUAUUAGUAGCACACAACGAUGAUCCAACAGACCAAAUGUUUGUUUUUUUUCCGGAGGAACCCAAAAUUGGAAUAAAGACAAUAAAAACUUAUUGUACAAGAAUGCAAGAAGAAAAUAUACACAGAGCUAUAGUUGUUGUUCAAGCUGGAAUGACACCUUCUGCAAAACAGUCCUUAGUUGAUAUGGCACCAAAAUACAUUUUAGAGCAAUUUUUAGAGUCAGAAUUACUUAUCAAUAUUACUGAACAUGAAUUGGUACCGGAACACGUCGUAAUGACACCAGAGGAAAAACAGGAAUUACUUGCAAGAUACAAGCUAAAAGAAAAUAUGCUAAUGCGGAUACAAGCUGGUGAUCCUGUAGCAAGGUAUUUUGGUUUAAAACGGGGCCAAGUUGUUAAAAUUAUUCGACCAUCUGAAACUGCUGGACGCUACAUUUCCUACCGUUUAGUGUGCUGAGGAUACACUGUAUUCAAGAAUUUUGCAAUGGAAACCAUUUUUAUUUUCAGUUUAGAUACAUACAUAUAAUUUUUCAUAAAAAAUUCUUACCGAAAAAUAAGAAAGUUAAAAAUUAAAGUAAGAUAAAC